Molecule: messenger RNA, 1760 nt
Organism: Corticium candelabrum
Lineage: Eukaryota; Metazoa; Porifera; Homoscleromorpha; Homosclerophorida; Plakinidae
Exons: 3
Coding region: 1-1161 (386 amino acids)
Cellular component (GO): neuron projection
Source: RefSeq, a predicted model, not a curated record
AUGUCGACAGCAAUCGCAAGAGAAACGCUUUUGAUCGAGAACGUCACUACGCAAGACUCUGGAAACUACUCAGCUGUUUUUAGCAGUGGGCCGGCUCACCACAUCCGCUACAGAUGUUUGUCUAUAGUGAAAAUAGGGUCGCCGCCAUUUUCAAAAGUUCGUAAAGAGGGGCAUCCAUGGCUUGCCGACCUUGGCGAAUCCGUUCGUUUGUUUUGCUCCUCGGACGGCGAUCCGCCACUGAUGUUUACGUGGUAUGCACAAUCCGUAGACAAGACUCAAAAGUGGAAGAUUGGAAAUGAAAAAUGCGGUUCCGAAUUUUCAGUCUAUACGGGACAGAAGAACAGCACCCUCUUGAUACCGAGCGUCCAGCAUUGGGACCGAGAGUACAGAUAUGUAUGCAAAGUAGCAAAUAAUUUUGGCACGUCCAAAAGUUACACGACGUUCACUCUGAAAUAUUCUCGAACAUCUCAAUCAGAAUCUCAGAAAGCCACUAAUAAAUGGGUUGAAGAGAAUGUCGAAGAGAACGUUCUGAUGCUAGCCAAUAAAAGCAGUAACCUCACCUGCAAAUCCUCUCAUGACUUGGGAAAGGUGUAUCCAGUAAGCUGGAGCAACUGCAAGGACGAUACACACUGCAUCGAAAACAGCAACGACAGAAUAUCAUAUUGCAGACAAAAUCAAAGCACAGUUGCACAUGUGAGAUUCAAAGUCGUUUUGCUGAGCGAUUCGGGCACGACCUUUACCUGCUGGUCGUUCAAAUCCUACGAAAGAGUCAGAGUUAGUGAAAGACAGAGACAACAGGUAUUUGUCACCGAGAGUCUUCACAGCGAGAAAGCGACAGGCUACGGUGCUGACGAGUUGAACACUUUGAGAAGGUUGAGAGGACGCUGGCUAGCAAUAGAUUGCAGAGCGAGAAAACCUAGUGGCAUCGACAUCAUUCUAGAUUGGCGGGAUGGUAGCAACCAAACCAACAGCCUCACUGUUGACGAGACACGAAUACAGCCGUUUCAGCGUCGUCGACUUCCUUCUCGUUAUAACCAGGCUUUGUCUACGCUAUACAUACCUCAAAACUAUGGUGAAAGCGACUACGCAUGCGUAGCUGUGACUUCUCUGAGCUCAAAGCUCGACGUUUUGAUAAGGAAAGUAAAAGUAAGAAAGAAUUAGACGAGCAGUAAAUCAAGAUGUGGUACCGCUGGCAAACUAUGUCAGUGUUCCUAUUUAGUUAAUAAAUAAACUAUUAAUUAAUUAACGAUGAAUUAGUAAUUGCAUUUUACGAUACUAAUGGAAUGAAGUUGGCUCUAUAGUGCAUUUGCAUAUUACUAACUUGCAUAUUUUGAUGAUGCAAAAGAUUGUUGUAAAGAGCUAAUCGUGUAUCAGUGUACUCUCAUUUACGGAACGGCGUGCAUUCACGUGUCUACUUGCAUGGACGCAGUAGCUGACCAUGCAUGUCUGCCUCUUUUGUGUCUAGCGUUUAUUCAAAAUCUCGAGCCUCCGUGGACGCAAUUGCUGACCAUGUCUGUAUAGCGUUUAUUCAAACUCUUGAGCCUCCAUUUGUCCACUUGUCCUGCUUGUAUGUGGCUUUGCAUGGCGGUGAUUCUAACAGGUUUUAAUACACACAGACUGCGGACAGACAAACAGAUACACAGAAAGGAAACUCUAGAAAGGAAGGAAAUAAGGAGGAGGAAAUAGUACGAAAGGGAGAAAGUGGAAAAAGGCAUGUGGAGGGAGAAUAGAUUGAAGAAAAGGAAGAGGCAGAGAGAGGA